UGGAGUGUACGUGCCAAAUAUUUGGCCAACUCUGAACAAAGCCUCAUCGUUUGCUAGUACAGACGCGAGCAAAGCUAAAUCAGCCAUGGGUUGCCAAAUUACUUGUGCUUUGAUUCUACUUUCUGGGGUCGUUCUCAGUGUUGUAAACGGAGUACAUAACUCUUGUACCACACCGGACGGAAGACGAGGUGACUGCCUUAAUUUGAGACAGUGUCCAGAGCUGAUAACUCAUCUGUCAGCUAUUGAUCGUAGUCAGGCAGACAUCGAUUUUGUAAGACAAAGUCAAUGUGGUUUCCACGGUCAUGACCCAUUGGUUUGCUGUGCAUCGCCCCAUAUUUCGGCUGUUCCUCUGCAACAAAUCAACACCGAUAGACCCUCAACGAACAAUGGUGCCGACAACAAGAACCCACUUUUGCCGGAGCAGUGUGGUAAUCAAGAGGGACAACGCAUUUUCGGUGGUCUGAGAACUGACUUGUACGACUAUCCUUGGAUGGCCCUUCUCGAAUACGACACACCUAAUGGCAGAAAACUGAUAUGCGGUGGAGCUUUGAUCAACAACCGCUACGUUAUGACCGCAGCUCAUUGUCUGAAAGGCCGAUCUUUGCCCUCCACCUGGAGAUUGAACAGAAUACGUCUCGGCGAGUACAACAUUGAGACCGCACGUGACUGUAUUCCUGACGGAGAUACCGGCAUGUUUUGCGCCGAUCCUCCUGUUGUCGUUGGCAUCGAACAGCAAAUCGUACACGAGGACUACAAUCCGCACAACGGUGAUCAACGUUACGAUAUUGCCUUGCUUCGUCUGUCCCGUGAUGUAUCAUUCACCUCGUUCAUCAAACCAAUCUGUCUGCCAAGAACUUCCAAGUUGGAGUCGAAAUUCCGAGUCGCUGGCUGGGGUAGAACUGAACUUCGCAGCCAGUCUGAGGUGAAGCUUCAAGUCACCGUACCCCUAGUCCAAGCUUUUCAGUGUCAUCAAGUUUAUCAGCCGUUGGGUAUUUUCCUCGGAGAUGGUCAGAUAUGCGCUGGUAACGGGGACGGUAGGGACUCGUGUACUGGUGACUCUGGAGGUCCACUAAUGCAACAAAAUAGAUAUCCCAAUGGUGAUAUUCGUUGGAAUGCUGUUGGAAUCGUAUCUUUCGGACCGAAAAAUUGUGGUAGAAACGGCAUACCUGGCGUUUAUACUAAAGUCUAUAAUUAUAUGCCCUGGAUCUUGAGCAAACUCAGGCGGUGA
Messenger RNA from Phymastichus coffea, 1228 nucleotides. RefSeq names its product CLIP domain-containing serine protease HP8 (gene MP1). Gene Ontology annotation, biological process: proteolysis. The transcript is spliced from 3 exons. Lineage: Eukaryota; Metazoa; Arthropoda; Insecta; Hymenoptera; Eulophidae. The record is from RefSeq and is a predicted model, not a curated record. Gene Ontology annotation, molecular function: serine-type endopeptidase activity. Bases 86 to 1228 code for a protein of 380 amino acids.